UAUCAGAAAUUUAGAAGAGGGUAUUAAAAAUAUAAAUUAAAUCAUACGUAUUUAUUACUUUCUUCUUUAUAGAUAUAGUCAGUCUUAUCAAUUAAUUUAAUUCAAUUAAUUUAUUUUGUGUCUCAUUUAAAUUUAAACUAAUACAAGUAUUUACGAUAAAUUUUAAAUAAAAACAGUUUUAUAGUGUUCAUCAUGUCAGGCGGAUUGAUUUUAAUAUCUUUAGCUUUGAUUAUUUCAAUAUUACCGCAUAUUACGUAUUGCUCAACAAAGGAAUUACGGGUGGUAGGAGGUACUAAUGCUGCUGUAAAUAGUGCACCAUUUAUAGUGUCCUUCCAACAGGAUGGUGUACACUAUUGUGCGGGCAGUAUUCUCAAUGCAAAUUGGAUAGUUACAGCUGCCCACUGUCUAAGUCCGAAAGCUCUAGUCUUGAGCACUACUCUAGUAGCGGGAAGUAUUGAUGUGGCUGGUACGGCAGCUACAACACAAACACGUUCCAUUGAUAGCUAUGUGGUAAAUGAUUUAUAUUUGGGUGGCACCUCCCCCUAUGAUAUAGGUUUGGUCUAUACAUCCAAUGCCUUUAGCUGGUCAAAUGCUGUUGCCCCAAUUAGUCUACCAGCUAGUGGCAGCACACCAACAGGUGAUGCUUUACUCUAUGGUUGGGGUAGUAUUUCCACAACUAAUACCGCCGAUUAUCCCACAACCCUACAAGUAGCAACGGUUCCGAUUAUUUCACAAAGCACAUGUGAGUCUGCUUUGGGCAGUCAGGGAGCAAAUGUUCACGAUACAAAUCUAUGUACAGGACCACUUACCGGUGGUGUUGGCAUUUGUACUUCAGAUUCUGGUGGUCCUUUAGUGCAGAGUGUUAAUGGUGAGAAUGUUUUGAUUGGUAUUGUUUCCUGGGGAAAAUUACCUUGCGGCCAGGCUAAUUCUCCAUCGGUAUAUGUUCAGGUUUCAUCGUUUAUUUCGUGGAUUUCUGCCAAUCAGGUGGUAACAUCCUAAUGUAAUAGUGUUUAAGGAAAUAAAUGCAUAUUUCGCUAUUAAUGUGAUUUAAUUAAUAAAAAAUAUAAAUGAUUUAGUUGUGAUUUUUUUUUAAAUUUGUUUAAAAGUAACUAGUUCUAGAACCAGUGCAGUCGGAACGACAUUUAAAUAUACGAUAAUAAAAAUAAUAAAGCAUAAAAUUUCAAAAUAUGUACCAAA
This is a messenger RNA of Lucilia sericata (common green bottle fly), 1197 nucleotides long. Its product is annotated as trypsin-1-like. Lineage: Eukaryota; Metazoa; Arthropoda; Insecta; Diptera; Calliphoridae. The transcript is spliced from 2 exons. Gene Ontology annotation, biological process: proteolysis. Gene Ontology annotation, molecular function: serine-type endopeptidase activity. Bases 193 to 999 code for a protein of 268 amino acids. The record is from RefSeq and is a predicted model, not a curated record.